AUCAAAUUUGAAAUAAUGAAAUCUUAUUGUUUGGUGAACCUAGAGGUUCACCUUAGGGGGUGAACCCAAGAAUGACUAUUAUUAUAAUUGCCUAAUUGUUUAGUAGUCUCAAUUAGUGAGCGCUAGCCCUUACAUAAGACAUGUUAAGCAGCAUGCUUUAUGCCUCUUAUUCUCUUAAGCCACUAACCUGAGUACCUUGAGGUAGAUUCUCUGGCUAGUUUUAAAGAUAAAAUAAGAAAUGAAAAAGUCCCAGUAUCUUUAACCCCCCUUCCAUAGUUAUAUUCUUGUUUUCUUACAACAUGCACCGCACGUUGUCUCUCCAGCCCUACAAAAACUACAUCAACGUUUCUCUGUUUCAUUCAUGCGCACCAACUCAAAAACAAAUUUUAAAAAGCUGGAAAAUACAUGUAAAACAUAAAGUAUUUUCUGCUUCUUUUGUUUAUGUUAAAGAACAGAGACAAAGUAGAGCGAGUGACUAGUUCUUGAUCUGUACUUUUCUUUUGCUUUCUUCUUUUCCAUUUUUUGGAUUACAUUUUCUUCUUCUUCUUUUUGGUUACAUAUGAUCUGAUAAAAAGAACACAAAAAUAGAGAAAUAAAAGAGUGCGGGGGGAUAGAUAAACUGUGAGGAGUACUUGGGAAUGGUGCAGUCAUUUGGACGUAAACUAAGUUGGCCAAGAUCUUUCAGUUUUAGAAAGAUGUUAGAUGGUCUGAAUUCUGGAAAUUCAUCCUUCUCUUCUCGUGGGGACGGCAGGCAAACACCUGACCACGAACUUGCCGUACAUGCUACACCAUCGGCCCAGGGGACUCGUAGAGGCAACCAAAAUAGAAUAUCAGAUAUGGAAGUGAUGAAGGAAAGAUUCGCAAGACUGCUGCUUGGAGAGGACAUGUCAGGCGGUAGUGAAGGCGUGUCCUCUGCGUUAGCUUUGUCAAAUGCCAUCACCAACCUCGCUGACUCCAUGUUUGGUGAGCAGAUGAAAUUGCAGCCUAUGUAUCCGGAGACAAAAGAGAUUUGGAGGAAAGAAUUGGACUGGUUAUUAUCUGUGGUUGAUCACAUUGUUCAGUUUGUUCCUUCAAAACAAAUGGCCAAAAAUGGGGCAAUCACUGAGAUCAUGGUGACAAAACAAAGAGAUGAUCUGCUGAUGAACAUUCCAGCCUUACGCAAGCUUGACUCGGUUCUUCUCGAGACUUUGGACAACUUCAAGGACCAGAAAGACUUUUGGUAUGUCCCAAGAGAUGUUGAGGAUACAGAGAACAAUGGAGACUGGAGAAGGGAUGACAACUGGUGGUUACCAGUGGUUAAGGUUCCAUCGGAUGGUUUGUCUGAGGAAUCACGUAAACUGUUGCAUAGUCAGAAAGAUUCUGUGUCACAGGUCCUUAAAGCCGCCACAGCCAUCAAUGCUGUAGUAUUGUCUGAAAUGCACAUUCCUGACAACUACAUUGACUCUCUUCCAAAGAAUGGGAAGACGAGCCUGGGAGAUUUCCUUUACAAGAACAUAACGGAUGAGUACUUUGAUCCUGACUACUUCAUCUCUUUCUUGGAAUUGUCAACGGAACACAAAGUUCUUGAUCUAAAGAACAGGAUUGAGGCUUCCAUGGUGAUAUGGAAGAGGAAGAUGAACCAGAAAGAGAAAGACGGAAAAUCACAGUGGGGAUCCUCUGUUAGCUUAGAGAAGAGGGAGCUUUUCGAGGUCCGAGCUGAGACCAUUCUGGUUAUGCUUAAGCAGCAGUUCCCUAGGAUUCCACAAUCCUCACUUGAGAUCUCCAAGAUCAGAAACAACAAGGACGUGGGACAGGCUAUUUUGGAGAGCUAUUCAAGAGUAUUAGAAAAUCUGGCUUCAAAGAUAUUGUCAAGAAUAGAUGAUGUUCUUGAAGCUGAUUUGUUAGUUCAAAGACAGAUGAUGGCAGAGGCAGAGAGAAGGUCAGAAAGCGAGGGGGGAUAUGAAUACGAAGAAAGCGAAAAGGGGCUAUCAGCAGAAACGCCAAACUCGAGAAAACUAUCUGACUUCAUAGGGUGGAGAUUGUCAUCAGAUACAAAAAAGCAUAGUUCGAUGAGUGAUAUAGAGUUCUUUUAUAGAACUGAGCAGGAGAAGCCGAUGAUGAAGUCUCCAAGAGCUCUACCCAAGAAACUUUCGUAUCUAUCAAAGUUAGAGAACAUGAGAAGCACGAGUGAGAGACACUGAUAAUGAUAACAGGUAAGUGUAGACGAGAGCAAUAUGUAUAUAGAAGAAGAAAAGAAACAAAAAGAGGGAGCGAGAGAGAGAGAGAGUAGGGGAGGUUAAAGUGUGUGUAAAUAUAAUGAAGGCACUGGUUUAGGAUUUGGACAUGACUAUUGGUGUUUGAUGACAUUUGUGGUACCUACCUGGUUGAUCAUGUUUGGUUUUGCUUGUUUGACUAUUGCUUCCUGUUGUGUACCAUAUUUUGGUUAUUUUGAAGCUAACAGCAUUGUAUUGUAUUAUGAAGCUAACAUUGUAAUGUGUAUAACAUUGAUUCAUGAUGGAUUUUGAAGCUCAAAUGGAUGAUUUGUGCAUUUGACUUUGCUGGUGCUGCCCAUCCUGAUCAAACUAAAAUUAUCAAAACAGUCCUGUUACAAAAGUGUUGUCAUAUAUAUCCAUUCAUCCUAAAAUUUUUUAAUCCAUUUCUGAUCUUCGUUUAAAUAAUCAUAAA
Messenger RNA from Brassica napus (rape), 2664 nucleotides. RefSeq names its product rop guanine nucleotide exchange factor 10-like. The record is from RefSeq and is a predicted model, not a curated record. Gene Ontology annotation, molecular function: guanyl-nucleotide exchange factor activity. The transcript has 7 exons. Bases 639 to 2180 code for a protein of 513 amino acids. Lineage: Eukaryota; Viridiplantae; Streptophyta; Magnoliopsida; Brassicales; Brassicaceae.